Messenger RNA from Archocentrus centrarchus (flier cichlid), 3866 nucleotides. RefSeq names its product calcium channel, voltage-dependent, gamma subunit 7a (gene cacng7a). Bases 115 to 1206 code for a protein of 363 amino acids. Gene Ontology annotation, cellular component: AMPA glutamate receptor complex; postsynaptic density membrane. The record is from RefSeq and is a predicted model, not a curated record. The transcript has 6 exons. Lineage: Eukaryota; Metazoa; Chordata; Actinopteri; Cichliformes; Cichlidae. Gene Ontology annotation, biological process: calcium ion transport; regulation of AMPA receptor activity; postsynaptic neurotransmitter receptor diffusion trapping. Gene Ontology annotation, molecular function: voltage-gated calcium channel activity; channel regulator activity.
ACUGAGAGCAGUGCAGAGACAGAGAUAAGGGGGGAAACUGCACAUUUGGUACCCAGGCUUCCCAGUGCGCACAGAUCCCGGCUGCACCGUCCGACCAGCUCUCAGCUCUGCAGGAUGAGUUCAUUCAGUACGAGGGCUCUGACGCUGCUCUCGUCGGUGUUCGGGGCCUGCGGUCUGCUGCUGGUGGGUGUCGCUGUGUCGACAGACUACUGGCUGCUGAUGGAGGAGGGAAUCGUGCUGCAGCAGAACCAGACCACCGAGGUCAAGAUGGCGCUGCACUCCGGCCUGUGGAGGGUCUGCUUCGUGGCAGGACCAGAGAAGGGCAGAUGUGUGGCAUCAGAAUAUUUCACAGAGCCAGAGAUAGAGAUCACGACAGAGAACACAGCCAACAUACUCAAAAUGGUCCGGACUGCCACUCCCUUUCCGAUGGUCUCCCUGCUCUUUGUCUUCACCGCCUUUGUCAUCAGCAACAUCGGGCACAUCAGGCCACAGCGCACUAUCCUCGCCUUCGUUUCUGGUAUAUUCUUCAUUCUGUCAGGUCUGAGUCUGGUGGUGGGUCUGGUUUUGUAUAUCUCCAGUAUUAAUGAUGAGGUGAUGAACCGACCUCGAGAGCCCGAGCAGUUCUUCCACUAUCACUAUGGCUGGUCCUUCGCCUUCGCCGCCUCCUCCUUCCUCCUCAAAGAGGGUGCAGGAGUGAUGUCUGUCUACCUCUUCAUGAAGCGUUACGCUGAGGAGGAGCUUUACCGGCCCCACCCUGCGCUCUAUCGCCCCCGCAUGUCUGACUGCAGUGACUACAGCGGCCAGUACCUCCACCCGGACUCCUGGGCUCCACCACAGCGGGGCCGCAGUGCCUCCGAUGUCUCCUCCGACAUUUCCAUCCAACUCAACCAAACUCCACCCCAGCAACCACCUCCCAAAGGAGGCAGCAGCUCCCAGGCAACACCCUCCUCCUCUGGACCAUCAUCAGCUGCCAGCUACCAGCUCCAACCAGCUUCUUCCUCCUCCACCUCCUCCUCAUAUCCACACCCUCUUCACCCAGGUGCCACCUCCACCCUUUCCAGGGGUUCACAUAUCCACUCCCACCCUCAGCCACACCCUCACCCGAGUGGGCCUGCACCCCAGUCCCUGCCUAUGGCAGCACCACCCUCUGCUGUGCCUCCUCCACGCUAUCACACACACAUGCGAAUGAGCGCCUCGCCAUGCUAGGCUACAUAUGCAGGGAACAGGAGGGAAAAACACAUCUGGGGUGGGGGGGUGGAGGUAGAUUGGUUCUGAUACAGUGCUUAUACACCACAUGACAAAAACACACAUGAACACAAAUGUACCCGCAAAGUGCGUGUGGAGGAGGGCUGCAGCAAAGUAGCAGGAGGGAGAAGGUGAAGGAGAUCAAAAAAGAGGAGAGAAGAGGAAAGGAAAGAGGGAGGAGGGGAGGAGAAGCAGGUGGGUGGAGGGAUGACUCACUGCUGAUGCUGAGCCUGAGAUGAAGACAGACACACAACAAAACUUUGAACACGCUGGGAGGGAACACGGGAGGGAAGGAGCGAGGGAUACGAUGAUUAGCAGCAACAAGACGUGUGUGGGGUUUCUGACGGGUACAUUCAUCAUGGCGGCCAUGAUACACAGGCAACAGCGUCAAACAGUACAGGAAACAGGAAGCAGAAUCAUUUCAGUGCUCAUUUGAGUCCUUUAAUGUGAGAUAACUUAAAAACAGUCUAAUUUUUGUUCAUCAACAUAAAAACACCUGAAAUGAAUUAUCAAACUUUAUCAAAGUUUUAUGAUCUUGAUUAAAAAGGGGAGUGUGUAUCAUACCCUUUUAUUUCCCAUAUAUUAUUAUGCCAUAAUCCAAAAGACCAGUGGGUGAGCCUGGGUGAUUCUAACCUACAGUCAGAGCCAUAAAACAUCAUUUUACAGCAGAAACAAUAUGACAGCAGCAUCCUGUAAGAAUCUGCAGUUACUUCAGAAAAAUUCAAAUACCAUUUUUUAUUAGCAUCCAGGUGUCUAACAAGCAAUUUAUAUUCAAAAUGAACAAAAACCCUGUUCAUGGAAAACCAUUUUUCCAACAGCGUGAUACAGAAUGAAGUAAUAACCAGUACUGCUUACAGCGUUUGCCCUUGUACCGUGACCUACAACACAACCAGAGGUCAACUGUGUAUUCAUAGAUUUAUACUUCCAGUGUACAGAUACUCUUCUUCUCCCUCUUCUCGAUCUUUAUCUCACGUUUAAGAUGUUUUAGUGACUGAAUUUUCUAAGUUGUUUGUAUUUGAAGUUGGAAGCAUUGAGAAUGAAUGUUUAACCCUUUGAGGGCUGAAACUGAAGAUGUAGCUGAGAGACUGUUUAACCGAGUGCAGUCGAGGACCCCUAACCCCUAACCCACCCGUGGAACAAUCAAACUGGAUGCCUUGGAGUUUUGACGUUGAUGCUAUGAAAUUAAGAAUUUAAUGUCUUAGAUGUAUAGAUAAUACUACAUGCAGAUAUGAGAUGAUGUAAAGCCAGGCUCAGAUUGGAUUUGAAUCUGUUCAGUUCACAGAACACCAGCAGGACUGAACUCACCUCUUUUGGAUGGUUUAUGUGGAAUAUUAACUGGAUUAACUCCCAGUUUCCUAAAGUAAAGAUCCGAAGAAGAUCGUCCUUUCCAUUUGCAGUGAUUUACAUUUGGCACUGUGGCUCUGCUCAGUAUGGAAGGCCUGAGGUGGGGAGAGCGUGUGUCCUUAAGGCCUCGGUCACACGAGCCUAGAGAUCAGUCGCUGACCUCCUGGCAACUUCUGGUUACUAUGGAAAAAUGUGUAUUCCCAGGAGGAUCCUGGGUUUAGGUGGGCUGCAACAGUUUGCAGGCUGGCAGCUUCAAUACUGUGACUUCUGUGAGACUGACAGUUGGAUGGCGUUUAAUUUUGGUGUUUGGGUGACAGCAUUCUGACCUGAACUGACAGAUUUGAAAUGGAAUCUGACUCUUCCUGGCCUGAUAUGAGUGUUUUGUAUAAAGAGUAGAUGGAGGUAAAGGCGUGGCACUUUGAGGAACAUGAACUUAGAUGGAGCGCAAACUGAAAAUGUGAAUCACUCCAGGUUUCCCUGCUUUAACUGUAUUUGGCUCAGUUUAACACAUCCUCACAAUAUGAAUGUGUUUUAAGCAACAAGAAAGCAGAAUUCAGGUCGUCGGCGUUUACAUGAAACAGGAAAUUGUGAGUCAUUCUAAAAGUGUUUCAAUUAUAGAGUAAGUCUGGGGUUGUUCAGAGGUGCGCUGGAAAAACUUCACUGAAGAAAUCAUUUUAUUCACUUAUGACCCUCAUUUGCUCCCAUUAUUAGGUGCAAUUUGAAUGCUUCUGAUUCUGAGUACCUAUAAAUAUGUUCCUAUGAGACACAUUUUCCAGUUUGCCUCCUGUCCAAGUUCUCCUGUUGCAGCGACUUCCUUGUUUUUGUAGCAUAUUAACAAUCAUGCCCAGCAUAGGGCAUCGUUUGUAGCCAUUUUUAGACCUAUUGGAGAGAAAUGUUCUGCUUACAGCCUGUGAUACUGUUAAAGAAAAACAUUGUAGCACAUUCAUUGCAGUGUUAAUAGCAUAUUUUAUGAAUAUUUGCUAUGUGAAAAUGAAAUAGGAAAUUCUUUAGCAGCUGAUUAUGAGAGCUUCUGCUUUAUGUUUUGAGAUGUUUAUUUUAAAUGCCAAAGCUGAGCAUCCUUGCUGUGUAGCGAGCACACACACACACACACACACACACACACACACACACACACACACACACAGAGAUAUAUUUAUGUAGCUGCCCUCUGAGGUUUUUUCUUGAUACAAAUAAAUCAGAACAGUGUUUUUGAGGACAUCACGUGUAGCGCUUGGAUUCAGUGAACAACUUUUGAAAAGUUUACUUCCUGUGUUCAA